Molecule: messenger RNA, 1516 nt
Organism: Chroicocephalus ridibundus (black-headed gull)
Lineage: Eukaryota; Metazoa; Chordata; Aves; Charadriiformes; Laridae
Gene: TMEM269
Product: transmembrane protein 269
Exons: 7
Coding region: 78-1094 (338 amino acids)
Biological process (GO): phospholipid biosynthetic process
Cellular component (GO): membrane
Molecular function (GO): phosphotransferase activity, for other substituted phosphate groups
Source: RefSeq, a predicted model, not a curated record
GGUGCUGUGAGCCUGGCACGGGUACUUGGAGCCUGGCAUCGUCGCUGCGAGCCUGGCACGGGGCCUUUGAGGCUGGCAUGGGUGCUGCGAGCCUGGCAUGGCCACUUGGCCCCCCCCGGGGCAGCUCCUCCCUCGCCGGCGGUGACAGCCGCCUCCGAAAACCCCCGUGUCCUCUGCCCGGACCCACCCCCGGUGCCGUGACUCAGCCGGCGAAGGCUUUUCCUUAUAUAACGCGGCGCCGGCGGGCGAGCGCCCGCUCAACCGCCCCUGCCUCAGUUUCCCCUCGCCGGGGCGUCACCGCCACCGCCGUCACCGCCGCAGCCAUGUGGAUGGUGUCACCGCCGGCCGAUGAAGGAUCUCCCCAGCUUGCCUGGCUUUGGGACCACGGCAAAGGUGUUUUCCAGUGCACGAAGAAGCUGUUCCUGAGCGAACGAGCCAGCCGGGGUCGGACGCUGGAGUUCAUCCGGAAAAACGCCGCUAACGGGCUCUCCGUGGCCAACCUGGUGGCGGGGCUCUCCUCCGUCCUCUGCAGCCUCAACAGGCAAUACCACCACUCGUGCUGGCUGCUGCUGGUGGGGUUUCUGCUCGAUUUGGCCGACGGAGCCGUGGCCCGACGGCUCGAUGCCUGCUCGGCGCUGGGUGCCAAACUGGAUGAUUUCGCCGACUUCACCACCUUCGGGCUGGCCACGGCGCUGCUGCUGCAGCCGCAGGGCGCGCUGGAGGGGCUGCUGGCCAUCGCCUACGUGAUGGCCGUGUUCGCUCGCCUCUGCUUCUUCUCCAGUGGGAUCCCUUUCACCUACCGGGGGCUGCCCUGUCCCUACGCCUCCUCGCUGCUGGUGAGCACCUUCCUGCUGACGGCAGGUAACGUCACCCUGCUGCGCGUCGCCGCCAUCGUCAUGAUCCUCUUCAUGGUGGAUCGGGGGCUCUACCCUCACGACAAGGUGCUGGAGUCCCAGCUCUGGAAGAAAGUGUUUUACGCUGGAGGGGUGGUGGCCGUCCUCUUCUUGCCGGCAACGGUGGCUUCCACUUAUUGCCUCGCCUGGUCGACAUCCUACAUCAUCUUCCCCUUCGCUAUCUGGAGCUGCACAGCCUAACCCCCCGCCUCCGCCUAACGCCCAGUAAAGAUUUCUUCUUCCUCUUCCUCCUCCUCCUCCUCACUCUCGGGUGCUGCCUCCUCUGCUGGGAUAUCCCUUCGCUCCUCUUGCCGAAUCCAAGCCGCCGUGGGAGCCUGUUUGGAAAAGAAAAGGAAAAUCACUGAGAGGCAGGAAAGACUCCGCUUCGGGGGAGCCCCAAAAUACCCUCCCUGCGCCUCAUCCCUUGUCCCCCCUUACAAGAACCGCUCCAGAGCCCCCCCAAACCCUUCCCUGCGCGGGGGAACGCGAAAUUUAGGGAUCACUCCCACUGUACAUCGUUAGUUUAUUACGAGGGGGAGGUUUACACCCCCAAAACCGAGGAUUCCCCCUCCCCAGGGGUCGGAAGCCGCCGAUCAAAUCUCCAGAGGAUUUUUGAAACCCGA